GCGCUGGUUAGGGGAAGUUGUGUGUGAGCGAAUGUAGUUAAAUCUAAACUGUCAAGUAUACAACGGACAAUUUAUUAAAGAUGGUGGCAACUAUGUGGACAGUCGUAUCGUUCUCUUUUUCUCUUCUUAUAACCCCAUUUCUGAUGGUUCUAUUAGGAAUAAUAUUUCUGGCCUCAAUCGGAAAAUCUCUUGGAGUUAGAAGACUUUACGUCAAUCUGUUGUUGAAGAUUUUCGAGUAUGGACGUCAACAUAUAGAAAUAGCACAGAAAGACCGCCAGGUGAGCAGAGAUAACUCAGAUGAUGAAGAAAAGGAGGAAGAAAAAGAACAAAAAGAUGUUUUAGAGGUUAAAGAAAACUGCAAUAAUGUGUGCAAUAAAACACCAGAAAAGAAAAUGAAUGGGGUGAUAAGCAAUAAUUUGAUCAGCAGAGAAGAUCUCAUCCUCGCGCCAGAUCCUGUACAGAACUACAAAGGCAAUAACAAACAGGAAGAGACAUCCACUGCUCCUCCUGAUCUCAUUCGAAGGAGAUCAUUUGAGACGCUGAAGAGGGAAUUUCAGCUUUCAGAUCUCCUUGACUAUGUCAAGGCUGGAGUUGAAGCAAUAAUAGAAGAUGAAGUUACACACAGAUUUGAAGCAGAAGAACUCAAGUCCUGGAAUCUUUUGACACGUACAAAUCAAUACUAUGAAUUCAUCAGCUGGAGACUUACUGUUAUUUGGAUGGCAGGAUUCUUUGUCCGCUACUUCUUUCUACUGCCUCUACGUGUAAUGAUUUGUUUCAUAGGGGUUAUGUGGUUGACAGCUUGUACAGCUGUUGUGGGCUAUGUUCCUGAGGGUCCAUUCAAGCGUUGGCUCAACCAUCGUGUUUCCAUAAUGUGCUUUGGUGUUUUGUCCAGUGCUCUGUCAUCUGUGAUUACCUACCACAAUCCAGAAAACAGACCUAAGAGUGGAAUAUGUGUAGCAAAUCACACGUCUCCAAUUGAUGUCCUCGUCCUAGCCUGUGAUAACUGCUAUGCCUUGAUUGGUCAGAGGCAUGGUGGUUUCUUAGGACUCCUCCAGCGAGCUUUAGCGAGAGCGUCCCCUCACAUAUGGUUUGAACGUUCUGAAGUAAAGGACAGAGAAGCAGUUGCAAGAAGGCUUCGUGAGCAUGUGUCUGAUCCUAACAACCCUCCAAUUCUCAUUUUCCCUGAAGGAACUUGCAUUAACAAUACAUCAGUUAUGCAGUUCAAGAAAGGAAGCUUUGAAGUUGGAGGUGUCAUUUAUCCUGUAGCCAUAAAGUAUGAUCCAAAAUUUGGUGAUGCAUUUUGGAACAGCAGUCGUUAUUCAAUGAUGCAAUACUUGUACAUGAUGAUGACAAGUUGGGCCAUUGUUAGUGAUGUAUGGUAUCUGCCACCUAUGUACCAGCAAGAAGGAGAGACAGCUAUAGACUUUGCAAACAGGGUGAAAGGCGUUAUUGCCAGGCAAGGUGGACUGGUAGAUCUGAUGUGGGAUGGGCAACUGAAGCGCAUGAAACCAAAGAAAGAGUGGAAAGAGAACCAGCAAAAAGAAUUUAGCAAGAGACUGAAACUGGAAUGAGGUUUAACUACAGUGAAACAUUUCCAUCAUUUUAUUGUUUUGAAAAAGUGGUCCCUGUGAUUUGCAGUCUUUUAAUUCUGGAUUAUUUUAUAUGGUUAUUGUUGUCUUUAUCUUUGAUAACAAGAAUGGCUGUGCAAACUAAUUUUGGUAGUACAGCUCUGUUUACAGAAAUGCUUUUUAUGCAAGUAUUUCUUAUGUUUACAUCCAGAAUUCAGUGGACUGACUAUUUUGUAUGGUGAUUACACAUUCUAUGUCAAUUUGUGUUUGACAAGACAGGAUGAGAGUUAUAAAGUAUGAGCAAUUACAUAUGUUCCUGACAUGAUGAGUUGUGUUGUGUCUGCAUUAUCAUUUCUGGGGAUAUUCAUCCAGAAACUGGACAUGCAUAUCAUCUGAAUGCAUGUAGCCAUCCUCACCAAAGAAUUCACUGUAUAAAAUUCAUUGAUCAUUUUUUUUAGUUUCAUUGAUAGUUGUGUAUUUGUAAUUAAACGUGUUUGUGUCAACUGUAGGCAUUAUAGCAUCAUAAUUUGUGGCACACAUUCCAUGUAUGCAUUUUCAUUUUGUUCUGUUUACAUCACAGUUUGUAUGACUUGUAAAUUGUGUAAAUGUUAAGCAGUAAAACUUGUGCUGGUGUGAUAGAACCUAUUUUGUAUAGACCGUACCAACAUUUUUAAUGUGCUUUUUAAUUAAUAAACUCACUGUGAUAACUGAAAA
This is a messenger RNA of Schistocerca piceifrons (Central American locust), 2282 nucleotides long. RefSeq names its product glycerol-3-phosphate acyltransferase 3-like. The transcript has a single exon. Lineage: Eukaryota; Metazoa; Arthropoda; Insecta; Orthoptera; Acrididae. Gene Ontology annotation, cellular component: endoplasmic reticulum. Gene Ontology annotation, molecular function: glycerol-3-phosphate O-acyltransferase activity. The coding region runs from base 81 to 1571 and encodes 496 amino acids. The record is from RefSeq and is a predicted model, not a curated record. Gene Ontology annotation, biological process: triglyceride biosynthetic process.